CCUCUCUCUCUCUCUGCACAGAUAGACACAUCCCGAAUAGGAGAAGAUUGUCAGGCUAGUUCAUCAGUAUUUGAUAUAUAGGUCAGAAUUCGGUCAUCAGACAUAAAUUAAAGAUAAUUUGAAUCGGAAUUUGAUCUGAUAAUUCGCUUACGUCCAGAACUAGGGUUCUUAUGAAUUCUUUUUGAAUCGGAGAAUGCCUCAAGAGUCUUCUUCGUCCGAACAAGACCCGGACGAUUUUGAUGCUGAUUUCGUUGAGGUCGAUCCCUCUGGUCGAUAUGGGCGGUACAAAGAAGUUCUAGGAAAGGGGGCUUUUAAAAAAGUAUAUAGGGCAUUCGACGAAUUGGAAGGCAUUGAAGUAGCUUGGAAUCAAGUUAAGGUUGUGGAUCUGCUAAGGAACUCUGAAGACUUGGAGAGGCUAUAUUCUGAAGUGCAUUUGCUGAAAACUCUUAAACACAAGAACAUUAUCAAAUUUUACAGCUCAUGGGUUGACCCAAACAAAGAGAAUAUCAACUUCAUUACUGAGAUAUUCACUUCUGGGACUCUGCGACAGUAUCGUAAGAAACAUAAGCGUGUUGACUUGAGAGCUCUGAAGAAAUGGUCUAGGCAGAUCUUAGAGGGACUUGCCUAUCUACAUUGUCAUGACCCUCCAGUAAUUCAUCGAGAUCUAAAAUGUGAUAAUAUUUUUGUUAAUGGCAACCAAGGUGAGGUGAAAAUUGGUGACUUGGGGCUCGCUGCCAUUCUUCUCCGGGCUCGUUCAGCCCACAGUGUUAUAGGCACUCCGGAGUUCAUGGCACCAGAGCUUUAUGAGGAGGAAUACAAUGAGCUUGUAGAUAUUUAUGCCUUUGGUAUGUGCUUGCUGGAGUUGGUGACCUUUGAAUACCCAUAUGUUGAAUGCACCAAUGCUGCUCAAAUAUAUAAGAAAGUGACAUCAGGAAUCAAGCCAGCGUCAUUGGCAAAAGUGAAGGAUCCUGGAGUCAGAGCAUUUAUUGAAAAAUGUAUUGCAAAAGUCUCAGAUCGGUUGUCUGCCAAGGAACUACUAACUGAUCGUUUUCUUCAGUCAGACGAGGAUAAUGGAAGUAUUGGUCGGUCUUUGCAACCCAAUCCCCAUGAUUCAGAUGGUAAAGAUGACCAGUUUGGCAAUGUUGCAACUCCCUGUGACUCCGUGCCUGAGGGAAGUCGAGACUUCACGGUGCAGAGUCAAAGGAAAGAUCUCAACACAAUAUUUCUAAAACUACGGAUAGCAGAUCUCACAGGUCAUGUUCGGAAUAUCCACUUCCCAUUUAAUAUUGAGGUUGAUACUGCAACUGCUGUUGCUAGUGAAAUGGUUGAAGAGCUGGAUCUGACAGAUCAAGAUGUGUCAGUCAUUGCUGCGAUGAUUGAUGCAGAAAUUCGGAGCUAUAUUCCUGAUUGGGCACCCGUAGAACCUUCUGGAGGUCAUUUUGGUAAUGAAGUUGCAGAUUCUGAUAGCUGCACCUGUGAAGCUCAGGAUGAUGUUUCUCCCUUGGCAAAUGAGUCCGCUCAUUCAGCUGGUCUUGUUCCAGAACGAUUACCUUCAGGUCGUAUAUAUUGGUGUGACUCGCCCAAAUCAGUUGGUGGAAGCUCUCCCCUUCGACCAGGGCCUUCAAACUUGUUGCAGGCAGAUUCAGGAACCCCUCGAGAUAGCUGGACUGAAGAAAAUGAACAAUCACCGAGUAGCCCUGAAGAUUGGAGCAAUUCAGAUGCUGCUGCUUCUCUUAGACAGUUGAAUUAUCAGAAUGUGAAUGAGGGCAUUGAGGAAGAGGAACAAGCUACCAUGCCCACUGUUUCAAAAUUUGGUGAAGUUGAUUGUUUGGCUGAUCUGCAUUCUGGCGAUGGAGUUAAUCCAUUGGAAGGGAAUAAAGAAAAUUCAAGGGACAUUGAUGCAGAUGAUAUCAGAAGCAUUGCAGAGAAACUUGAGCAUCUGUUGGUAGAGCAGCGAAGGGAGAUACAUGAUCUCAGAAAGAAGCAUGAGUUGGCCAUAUCAGAUCUUCUAAAGGGACUUCCUCCAGAGACUCGUCGCAGAGUUUUUAGCGUUUGUAAUCUGAAGAUUUCGGUCAGUAAUUUGCACUGUUAGACAAGCUCUUGAACUUGGAAUUCUAUGGAUCCAGGCUCCUCCUUGCAGAUGCAAGUGUCGCUGUCUAAACAUUUGCAACUUGCCUGUGCAUAUAGUGUGGAUAGUUCUUUGAUUGUACCAAUUUUUGUGAUUAUGCUAAAAGGUUUGAAGAUAUUACAGAAGACUGGAAGAUUCCACGUUGCUGGGGAAGGUAGGAAGCGGGAGUCAAUAGCUGACAAGCAUAUCUUUGGACCUGCCUAUUUAAGAAUUUCUUAAUGCUAGUUGAAUUUACAUUCAAGAACAACCCUUGGAGACUCGGAACAACUUUUCUUUGUCAUAAAGUAGAAGUUGCAUGGUGCUGCUGAGGUGAGACACUGUCAUGAAUCCAUGCAACAUAAAUUUUGCUACUACCUGAAACAUAAUUUACCUUGCAUACAUACAACUGCAAAGUCGGGAGUCUGAAGCUGAGGGCAGUCACUUGGUGCAAAUAAUGACGCAUGUAAUCGUUUCUACUUCCGGAACCCUCGGUUUAUAGGGACCAUAUUGUGUAAUUACCUUUCUGAUGUAUUUAUAGAGUUCAACAUAGGUCAUCUGUUUUUUAUGAAAAGUAUAAUAUUACAUAUGGUAAAUGUGUAUAACAGCACAAGGGCUGAUUGUUUGAGGAAUUGUUUGCUGAGAUGAACUUUUCAAGUGUGUCUGGAUUCUUUAGAUUAUUUAUGUGCCUGGGGGAGGACAAGGAUUCUUGGGACCAUAUAUUCUGUUGUAACAUGCUUGUUAUGGUUUUGAUUCUCAUCGUAAUUGGUCUAUAAUGAAGGUGAAAUCUGUUUUUUGUUUGUUG
This is a messenger RNA of Ilex paraguariensis (yerba mate), 2909 nucleotides long. The record is from the annotation of a GenBank genome assembly. Lineage: Eukaryota; Viridiplantae; Streptophyta; Magnoliopsida; Aquifoliales; Aquifoliaceae.